Molecule: messenger RNA, 524 nt
Organism: Melitaea cinxia (Glanville fritillary)
Lineage: Eukaryota; Metazoa; Arthropoda; Insecta; Lepidoptera; Nymphalidae
Product: dual specificity tyrosine-phosphorylation-regulated kinase 2-like
Exons: 4
Coding region: 1-456 (151 amino acids)
Biological process (GO): peptidyl-serine phosphorylation; peptidyl-threonine phosphorylation
Cellular component (GO): nucleus
Molecular function (GO): protein serine/threonine kinase activity; ATP binding
Source: RefSeq, a predicted model, not a curated record
AUGGAUGUGAUAGACUUCGGCAGUUCAUGUUACGAGCACCAGCGUGUGUACACCUACAUACAGUCGAGAUUCUACCGCGCGCCCGAAGUGAUGAUGGGCGCUAAGUACGGCAUGCCAAUCGACAUGUGGUCUCUCGGGUGUAUAUUGGCGGAACUACUCACAGGUUUCCCCCUAUUACCCGGCGAGGACGAAGCGGACCAAAUGGCAUGCAUCAUAGAGUUACUAGGAAUGCCUCCUCAGAGGCUUAUAGAACAGGGAAAACGCUCGAAAAAUUUCAUAAGUAGCAAAGGACUGCCGCGGUAUUGUACGGCAUCCACGCUGCCUGAUGGCACUACAGUUCUUAGUGGAGGUAUGUCGAGAAGAGGCAAGCCCCGUGGUCUGCCCGGCUCCAAGAGCUUCGUGACGGCACUCAAGGGCUGUCAGGACAAAUACUUCAUCGACUUUAUUAGACGGUGAGCUUAGUGCUACCUUCUUGUAAAUGAAAUGCUAAUAAUUUAUUAUAAAUUUCAAUAUAACAAAUUCAA